Molecule: messenger RNA, 1036 nt
Organism: Boleophthalmus pectinirostris (great blue-spotted mudskipper)
Lineage: Eukaryota; Metazoa; Chordata; Actinopteri; Gobiiformes; Gobiidae
Product: lysophosphatidic acid receptor 4-like
Exons: 1
Coding region: 1-858 (285 amino acids)
Biological process (GO): positive regulation of Rho protein signal transduction; phospholipase C-activating G protein-coupled receptor signaling pathway
Cellular component (GO): membrane
Molecular function (GO): lysophosphatidic acid receptor activity
Source: RefSeq, a predicted model, not a curated record
AUGAGCUCCAGCAGAGACAACAAGCAGCACUUUGCUCUAUACUUUUUGGGAUCUAUAACACCCAUUGGUUUCUUUUUAAACGCUUUUGCACUUUGGGUUUUUUUUCGUCGCCACAACCUCCGAUCUCCAAAUGUGAUUUUUAUGGUCAAUCUUGCUGUUUCGGACCUGGUCCUUGUCUGCUCUCUUGCUUUGAGAGUGCAUUAUUAUGCCACAUCUUCUUGGCUUUUGGGGUGCCAAAUGUCCAAAUGUCUCUUCUCGGUCAACUUCUACUCCAGUUCAGUCUUCAUCACCUUCAUAAGUGUGGACAGACUCUUGGCCAUUGUCUACCCUCUAAGAUCACGACAUCUACGGACUGCCUGCAAUGCUACUAAAGCUGCUGUGACUGUUUGGCUGUUUGUGAUAAUCCUAACUGUCCCUCAACAUAUAAUAUUGGAAACAUAUAAGAAACAACAGAAUCAGUCUAUUUGUUUCAAGAGUCUUAAUCAUACAAAUCACACUCAGCUGGAAGUAGAAACGUUUUAUGGGAGUUUUAAAUUUACUCUUGUGCUAAUUCUUCUAAUAAUCAACAUUGUAUCCACCUUUUUGGUCUCUUUGACUCUCCAUAGAAAUAGGAAUGUCUUGGCCGAGAUCAAUAACAAAGUCAAUGUGAUGCUUCUGUUCAUAAUGAGUCUGGUAAUGUUCAUUGUGUGUUUUGUGCCUGGAGCCAUCAGGUUUUUUUUUUCGUCAAAACGCCUUCAUAUGAAAUGUUUUGCAGCGGUAAACUGCUGUCUUGAUCCAGUGCUUUAUUACUUCUCUUUAGAUUCUUUCUGGAAGAAGAAACACGAAAGGAACGAAAUGAGACCAAGCAAUGUUAUUUAGAGAUAACUCUGGAUUUCAGCAUCUGAAAAUGACUGUGUGCCCAACACAGUUCUGUACAAAAAAGUAAGAUUUUUGAGAAAAGUUAAAUUUCUUCCAAAUUUAGAUUGACUUUUACAUGUGACAUUGGUCUGUCUUUUUUAUCUGUUGUCCGUACCUCAAGCUUUGUAAAAAUGUGCUG